AUGCCCGCAGCGGGCAUGAAUUCACACACAGACAAUGAAGGCCAACAGGCGCCGAAUGAUGUCCCCGAGCAACCCGAUCUCCCCAUGCCAUCAACCCCCGAAGUUGAUGAGCAAAGUGAGAGCUCAGAAGGAGAGCGGCCGCCCCUGCCCCCGCGACCAAACACGCUGAGCUUGUUGAGAGAUGAAGCGGGCUCUGGUGCAACCCUGCAAGCAGAGGCAACGACUGCAAUCUCAAGAACCGAGAUCGGGACACAAUCACCGGGAAAUGGUGGGAGCGCCUACUCAACGUUGGCUUCCCGUGGUCUAUCCAAAGGUCCCAAGGCUAGGGCGAGCCUUGGCCAGUUGGCGAGCCCCAGGGACAGCGAAGCUGGCGAUUCAGCUAGCAUUAGAAGCUCGAUCCCGAAUGCCGAUGCUGGGGACGUGGAAGCGCUGUUCUUGGACUUUGCUGCCACAGGGUCUGACGGCCAAGACGGGCAUGCUACAGGCCUACUCGAAUUCCCUGAAUUUGCAGCCGACGACAUAGACGACGAGGGUAUCUUGAGCGAGUUCGAAGCGGUCGGCGAGUUGAACGAAGAUGGCGAUAACGAAGUAUCAUUACUUGAGAGGUGGAAGGCAAAGCGUAAGCACUAUGUGAUUCUUUCUGCGGCUGGUAAGCCAAUUUGGACGCGACAUGGUGACAGCGGAUUGAUAUCUGGCUAUGUCGGAGUCAUUCAGACCAUCAUAUCAUUCUAUGAAGAUUCCAAUGACCACCUGCGAAGUUUCACGGCUGGUGAUACCAGGUUUGUCAUUCUCACUCGAGGGUCAUUACACCUUGUCGCGAUCAGUCGUAUGAUGGAAAGCGAAAACCAGCUUCGGCUCCAGCUGGAAGCAUUGUACAUGCAAAUCCUGUCUACAUUGACACUUCCCUCUCUCACUCAUCUCUUCUCUGUGCGACCUUCCACAGAUCUCUCACGGCCUCUCCAAGGCACAGAAUCACUUCUAUCAUCUUUGGCAGACAGCUUUACCCGAGGAUCACCAUCGACAUUGCUGUCAGCUUUGGAAUGUCUUAAAAUUCGCAAACAGCAUCGCCAAAGUAUCAGCAAUGCACUUUUGAAGACCAAAGCGAGCAGUCUGCUGUAUGGACUAGUUGUGGCUGGUGGACGCCUCGUCAGUGUCAUAAGACCCAAGAAGCAUUCCCUGCAUCCAGGCGAUUUACAGCUCCUCUUCAAUAUGGUUUUUGAAGCCGAUGGGGUUAAGGCCGGUGGCGGGGAGAAUUGGAUCCCUGUCUGUUUACCUGGAUUUAACAGCAGCGGCUAUCUUUACAUGUAUGUCAGCUUUCUGGAUCUCCGCAACGACAUCGAGAACAGUGCGGAAAUCACCAAAGACGAAUCUGUUGCCAUCGUCCUCAUCAGUCCGGAUAAGGAAGCUUUCUAUGACAUGCAAGAAAUGCGCGACGCUUUUGUGGAGCAAAUGGAAAAGAACGGCAGUCUGAAGGAAAUCAAGAUCGCAAUUGAUAACGGCCGUCCUGCGACUACUGACAUAGUUCCUGGGACGGUUCUUCAUCAUUUCCUAUACAAAUCGCGUGCGAAUGUGCAAUUCACCAUGUCAUCGUACGCCCCAGAAUUCUCUUCACUAACGAGGCGACGGAGGUUGAUGUCCAUGUACAACAACCUGCACUCCGGAAUUCAUGCCAAAAACACCCACGCCAAGGUCCACCACUGUGUUUCGCGCUCAGCGAGUUCUUUUGGGUGGGUCACGCCGGUAUUCGAGCUCUAUUGCAUUGCGGAGCCGAAUACAAACCGAAAUGCACUUGCACAAAGUGCAAGCAAAAUCGCCCAGUGGGUGCAACGUGAGGAAGAGAGACUCUUCAUCAUCGGAGGUGCAGUUUUCUAA
Penicillium salamii is the source of this 1872-nucleotide messenger RNA. NCBI's taxonomy places the organism in Eukaryota, Fungi, Ascomycota, Eurotiomycetes, Eurotiales, Aspergillaceae. The record is from the annotation of a GenBank genome assembly.